CUUUUCUCGAUAUUUGUAUAAAAGUCGGGUGCAACAUUCCGCUGUGUCGCAAAUGCUUCGUGAAGCUCAAAGAAUUCAAGUCAUCGAAGAAAUAAGGAGGAACAAACAAAUUUAGACGAUAUGAGACUGUUACACGACAUUCGGAGAUACAAUUGGAUUGGCGAUCAACGUCAUACAACCAUUACGUCAUCGAUGCUGGUCAUUUUAUUUAUUGGUUGCAUUCACGUAAUUACAAUUAAUGCACAGCAAAAGGGUGAUGAAGUGUGCGAAACAUUGCCAUCCACGAUUCAUCUAAUCAAAGAGGAAUAUGAUGAAUUGGGCCGAUUGCAACGCACAUGCAACGACGAAGUGCAGGUUAAUAAAUGUGAAGGGCUAUGCAAUAGCCAAGUGCAACCAUCGGUUAUAACACCAACUGGAUUCCUAAAAGAAUGCUAUUGUUGCCGUGAAAGUUACUUACAUGAACGUGUUGUUACUCUAACGCAUUGCUAUGAUCCGGAUGGUACACGACUCACCACAUCCGAAAUGGGAUCGAUGGAUAUUCGUUUGAAAGAGCCAGCCGAAUGUCGAUGUUUCAAAUGCGGUGAUUUUUCACGAUAAAUCAAUCAUCAAUAUUCGAUUCUCAAUAGAUACUUAACUUAAAUCUCAUGUGUCUCAAUUAUCACUACACAAAAUGACAUCAGUGUGAAAAUUGUUCAUUUGACGUUAAUUUUUGAGAAACAAUA
Contarinia nasturtii (swede midge) is the source of this 722-nucleotide messenger RNA. RefSeq names its product partner of bursicon (gene Pburs). The record is from RefSeq and is a predicted model, not a curated record. Gene Ontology annotation, biological process: G protein-coupled receptor signaling pathway. The transcript is spliced from 3 exons. Gene Ontology annotation, molecular function: G protein-coupled receptor binding; neuropeptide hormone activity. Bases 121 to 597 code for a protein of 158 amino acids. Lineage: Eukaryota; Metazoa; Arthropoda; Insecta; Diptera; Cecidomyiidae. Gene Ontology annotation, cellular component: bursicon neuropeptide hormone complex; extracellular region.